Oikopleura dioica is the source of this 1368-nucleotide messenger RNA. The record is from the annotation of a GenBank genome assembly. NCBI's taxonomy places the organism in Eukaryota, Metazoa, Chordata, Appendicularia, Copelata, Oikopleuridae.
AUGGCCCAGUUCUUUGAAAUCGCCCAGUCCAAGACACCAUCGGAAGAAGCGGACAGACUCUUUAUGGAAAUCGAGGACAUCAAGAAGGACAUACUGACUCACGACAAGUUCACUGACGCCCUCAUCGUAAAAGCGAAAUCGACAAAAACUCCGCGCUUUAUAGUCGGAAAUCGCGGAACUAGAAGCGAACCGCGAGAAGAGUCUUGCAAUCAAGGAAAACGAGCCAAACGCCAAAGAACGGUCCUAAGAAGACAACAGAUUCUACGACCGUUGGAAUCCGGCGGAGUAGAAGGCGAAAAUCCGCCGUCUGAUUGCGGACAAGAUGGAGCGAUACAGCAUCAAGGGUCCAUGUUCCAGCAGAUCAAGGCCCGAGAAUCCAAAAUUGCCGAACUAUCUUCGGGCGGCACGGACACUUCGGCAGUCUUCAAAGAAGUUGACCCGCUCACGGGAGAAGAGUCCUAUUUCAUGACUCAAAUAGGCACAAGCAAUAUGCCUGAAGACGACGGCGACUCUCUCCGGGAAAUGGGCAAAGAAUUCCGGGCGUUCGUCUCAGACGCAAAAAACCAGCGCAUGUUCAAGAAGGACAAGCUUGUGAGACUCUUGGGCAACUAUAAAAGAGCCAUUUUCCCAGAAUACCCGGAGCGGGCAAUCAUCGAAAGCAUCCUGGACGAACUCAUCAGGAUGCCUGAUAUGACUCGAAAAGAUGCCCUGCUCUCGCUCACGCCACUCAUGCGCCCCAAUGUCCGACAAAGCUUCGACCGGGUCCUCACAAUGAACUCCAAUCACCACGUCUUCAAAAAGAUGAUCGGCAAUCCUUGCGAUGGCUCCGAGGAUUGGCGGUCAGAAAAAGACUCAAAAACAGGUCGAGGACGCCGAGGUGGCCACAACAACGGUGGCCAACCCAAGAAACAAAAAACCGACCACCAAGGGGACGGCAAAAAUCCAGAGACAGAGACAGCGACUCGGGAGGCCGCGGAAGAGGCCGAGAACCAUGACUUGGCUCUUCGACGAGCCCGAGGCAGUCCGACUCUGGGAGAGCUUCUAAAAACGAACAAACCAAAACCAAGAGAAGCGGCCAUCGCUUUCUUCAUCUGCUUCACGACGGGGGCAAGAAUGAAAGAAACGCUCAACUUGAGAGUCGAAGUCCGAGAAGUGGUCACCAAGGACGGAAACGAAUUCUGGCGUUUCCACAUCAGGAGCAGCAAAACCGACCCGUUCUGCAAGCGGAUGGAAACCCUUACCAUCCCCAUGGAUAUGAGACACGGAGUCCCUCUCGCCCUUGAACUCAGAGCCCAGCUCAAAUACCGAGACUCAGGCCUCGUACUCAAAAUUCUCGAAGGUCACACUCGCAUCGCCUCGGACUACUAG